AUGAGUGACUUAGGAAGAAAAGGAUUUGGCGACAAGGUGUCUGAGGCUGUUAAGCCAGACUCUCAGAAGAGCACUCUUGAGAAGACCAAGGAGACUGUGACCGACCAGGUUGACAAGGUUGCUGGUGGCGUUGUCCCAGACAACCAGAAGUCUUUCGGCCAGACUUUGGGUGACAAGGCCCAAUCUGGUGCCGAUACCGCUAAGAGCGAUGCUAAGGACCACCAAGCUACUCUCGCCGACACUGCCAACGAAUACUUGGGAGCCGGUAAGGAAAAGCUUGCUGAGGCUGUUGAGUACGUCUCCGGUGCCAUUUCCGGUGCCAAGGAGGGUGGAGAGGCCACUAAGAAAUAA
This is a messenger RNA of Ogataea philodendri, 351 nucleotides long. RefSeq lists its product as uncharacterized. The transcript has a single exon. The coding region runs from base 1 to 351 and encodes 116 amino acids. The record is from RefSeq and is a predicted model, not a curated record. NCBI's taxonomy places the organism in Eukaryota, Fungi, Ascomycota, Pichiomycetes, Pichiales, Pichiaceae.